AUGGACUCCACCAAACCUUGCCUUCAUUUUGACAUCCAUAAACCCACACUUGGCCGGCAUUAUGAUAUUCAAGACUCUGAGCGGAACAUCAAAGCAUACACUGCAGAGAUAUCAGUGUUUUCAGUUGGAAAGCCGGACCUCACUCUUAUCCAAGGCUCAAGCAGGAACUCCGGCUCGAUGGUGGCAGCCGCCCAUUUCAAAAAAAUCGGCCGCACUAUAAGAAUUGGUUUGGGAAAUACGGACGAUGCGCCUGGGCAAGUGCGCUGGGAGGAGAUGAAGGCUGAAAGCGCUAUGAAGAUCUGCCAUGUCUGGGCUCUGACAUUGACCGACGGCAGUAGGAGAACGUUCGCAUGGAAGAAAACAUCAAACUAUCGUGCCGACGGAGCGCGUGGCGGUAUCUUCAGCACCAGCUACAAGCUUGUUGAUAUGACAGGAGGUGGUGGCAAUGUUGUUGCUACCUGGGACCAGAUUUCAGGGUGA
Molecule: messenger RNA, 480 nt
Organism: Clonostachys rhizophaga
Lineage: Eukaryota; Fungi; Ascomycota; Sordariomycetes; Hypocreales; Bionectriaceae
Source: the annotation of a GenBank genome assembly